This is a messenger RNA of Odontomachus brunneus, 3328 nucleotides long. RefSeq names its product ribosomal oxygenase 1 (gene NO66). Gene Ontology annotation, molecular function: histone H3K36 demethylase activity; histone H3K4 demethylase activity. NCBI's taxonomy places the organism in Eukaryota, Metazoa, Arthropoda, Insecta, Hymenoptera, Formicidae. Gene Ontology annotation, cellular component: nucleolus. Bases 229 to 1998 code for a protein of 589 amino acids. The transcript is spliced from 6 exons. The record is from RefSeq and is a predicted model, not a curated record.
AAGGCAAAAAGUGCAAUCCAGUUCAACUAAAAAGAACAGAUCUCCCGUAUUAGUCCACGUGUUGGGGUGUGAGUUCAAUUUGCGAGAAAAAUUGCUGUAAAUACUAAUGGUAUAUGCUGUAGUUCUUUGUUUAAGUAAAACUGAAGUUUCAUAACUCAAUUAUUUUUUUUUAUUAUUGAUAUACAUUAUUUUGUGGGCAUCUGUGAACGAUACUGAUAUAACCUGAACAUGUCUCAAGAUACUCAACCAAUAUCUGCUUAUGCCAUGCAUAAACGUAAAACAGAACAAUCGCAGAAUGGGUCUAAAAGAAUGAAGCGACAGCACGUAUCACAAAAUAUCGUAGCAUCUAAUCAAAAUCACAAUGUGAAGAAGACUGGAAAACAAAUAACAAUGAAAAAGAAUCAGAUCAAUGGUAAAUGUACUUUCAACGCUGCUGGGAAACUUAAAAGAAAUAUUGUUACCAGAAACUUAAGUACUACAAAAUCUAAGAAAGGAAAUAAGAAGAACAGUUCUGAUAUAACACAACUAAAGAAUACCAAGAAGCAACAGCAAAGUUACAUGCUAAAUGGUGAAAAGAACGAUGAAAACAAAGUGAGCCCUCCCUUCAAUCCUAUUAAAGAGUGUAUGAACAUAUUUGAGUGGUUGAUAUGUCCUGUCCAAGUGCAAGACUUUCUCACGAACAAUUUUGAGAAGCGUCCAGUGCAUAUACAAAGGAACAAACCUUCUUAUUACUUAAACCUUGUGUCAACAUCUUUAUUGGAUGAAGUAUUGAGGGAAAAGAAUGUCUUUUUUACCAAAAAUAUCGAUAUCACCUCUUACACCAAUGGAGUGAGAGAAACUCACAAUCCACCUGGUCGUGCUGUUGCUAAUGCUGUUUGGGACUAUUACAUGAACAAGUGUUCUGUGAGGAUGUUGAAUCCUCAAACGUUUAUACGUGAAAUAUACAUAUUGAAUGCUACUCUUCAGGAAUACUUUGGCUGCUUCGUCGGUUCCAAUUUAUACCUCACACCACCUGGUAGUCAAGGUUUUGCGCCCCAUUAUGACGACAUAGAAGCAUUCGUAUUGCAAGUCGAAGGCAAAAAGAGAUGGCGACUGUACAGGCCUCCUAACAAUAGCUAUUUAGCGAGAUAUUCCUCUAGGAAUUUUAACGAGUCGGAAAUCGGAGAGCCUAUACUGGAUACAAUCCUUCAGGCAGGAGAUUUGCUAUACUUUCCACGAGGGACCAUUCACCAGGCUGAAACCGCCGACGAUACUCACAGUUUGCACAUUACAUUGAGUGUAUAUCAGAAGAACAGUUGGUAUGACUUUCUCGAGAAGCUGCUCCCGCUAACCUUGAAGCGGGCAGCCGAAACCAACUACAAUUUUCGCACAGGACUGCCUUUCGAUUAUUUGAGAUAUAUUGGCACCGCGCAUACCUCGAACAACGAGAAAGCUAGAAAAAACUUCGAGAAGAAGAUGAAGACUUUUCUCAGGUUGUUGGUAAACUAUGUCGAUAUAGACGACGCGGCCGAUCUGAUGGCAAAAAGUCAUAUCCACGAUUUUCUGCCGCCUGCACUCACUUUGGAGGAGCAAGAAUGUUCGGUGGCCCAAGACGGCGAUAUUAUGACUAAAAACGGGGUUGUUAAACAUUGCGUACAGAUAGAAUGCGACACGAGGGUGCGAUUGACAAGAUCGCACUGUAUAAGGUUAAUAAAAGAAGACGAUGGUACAUACCGGAUAUACUAUUCCACUGAAAAUUCUAAGGAAUAUCAUGAAUACGAACUGCAAUUCUUAGAAGUCGACGAGAAUCUUGUUCCUGCCGUUAGGGAGAUAAUAAAAUGCUAUCCAAGUUUUAUACGUGUGGGUGAUUUGCCGAUUGACUACGAUGACUAUAAGAUCCAAAUAGUGAAAGAUCUUUGGGAGAAAGGUCUUCUCAUAACGGACAUUCCUCGAUGCGAUAUCACGAGAAAAAAAGAUAAAAAGAGCUCAAAAACUAAGAAGAAACUGCUGAACCGAUAAAAGUAGCACAUACAGACCAAAACCCUAUUUUUUUAAUUCAUCUAUUGACUAAAAUACAUCGCGUGUCCGUAGCUUUUUUUGCACGUUCGACAAACAAUACAUAUUUUAGUAUACGCUGUAAUAAAUGUAUAAGAUAAGAUUCGUAUAAGAUAAAGUAUAUCUGAAUCAUUAAGCAAGAUCUUUCCGAUUUGACAUAAGUUUAAAGUUCCUUGUAUGUGUGUGUAUGUAUGCGUAUACGUACGUGCGUAUAUAAUGUACAUACGUAAUGUAAGUUUACUUGUACACCAGCUGAAUGAUGUACGUGUACGCGUGCACGUACAUAUGUAUAUGUAUGACGUGAGUUUUAUUUGUAUUCCAGCUGAAUAGAAAUUUUUACGUUCCGAUUCUGAGCUUGCUGCGUUUCUCCUGCGCGAUAUGAUCUCUUUGCCUGCCCAUUACAUACUCGACGUACUCCAAAUACCCAUCAUUAUUCACGUCAUCUUCUUCCAAUACUCUGUCUAUCAGCUCUGAAACAAUUAAAAAUAAUAUUCUUAUUGCAUUUAUAGCAAAAUAGAUCGGCAAUAUAUAUGUAUAUAUCUUUUCUUCAAUCAAUAUGAUUAUUGUGAUCAUUGAUUUCGUUUCGAUCGUACCUACGAUCCAAGGCAAGUCCUGCAUGUCUUCCUUAUAAUUGUCAUCCUCGGCGAGUCUAUUUUCAUGGAAAGUAUGUUGUAUAGCGUGAAGAAUCUCUAAGCCGUCUAAUUUUGUAUUAUUGUCAACAUCGUGAACUCUGUAAAUUGCGAAAUGUAUUACAAACCAAUCUGAUAUAAUUUGCUGAAAAGGAGAAGGCGACUUUGAUUUUCUCGACAUACUUAAAGUAGUGAAACUCUAUCUCUUGCUCGGUCAUCUUUGAAAAGUCGAGUUGAUCGCCUAAAGGACCCAUGUCUUCCUUUAAGUGUCUAAAAAGUUUGUACACAUUAUUUAUAUAUUAUUAAUACUUAUAUUUUUAUAAAUUUACUUAUUGUCAAUCCAUUAAUUGCUACUCAAUCACUUACGUGGUAUCGUGAAGGAGCUCAGAGUCUUGCGUUAAUUUCACAUCAUUUUGCGGUGUAUAAUGAUGAUGGGACACAGUGCUUUUAGGAUGAUGCGGCCCACGAAUACCAUUUGCGUAUACCACCAACAGGCUAAUCCAUAAACCAAUUAAGGAUAUUUCCCCCAUUAUUAUCUGAAAAGAAUUUUAAUAGUAUCCUGAAGUCCAAAGUAUUAUGUAUUCGUUAUAUCUUAUGUUAGAUAAAUAUAUAAAUUAAAAUGUAUUAUAAAAUAUUUUAUAUAUAAACUGUGUUAGAUAAAAUUA